Messenger RNA from Daphnia pulicaria, 4008 nucleotides. RefSeq names its product serine/threonine-protein kinase 11-interacting protein-like. NCBI's taxonomy places the organism in Eukaryota, Metazoa, Arthropoda, Branchiopoda, Diplostraca, Daphniidae. The transcript is spliced from 13 exons. The record is from RefSeq and is a predicted model, not a curated record. Gene Ontology annotation, cellular component: cytoplasm. Gene Ontology annotation, molecular function: protein binding. The coding region runs from base 178 to 3834 and encodes 1218 amino acids.
UGUUUUGUUUUAUUAGACAGCACGCUUUUCUGCUACUGACGCAGUUUGGGAUUUGAUUAAUCCGGAAGUGAAGUGGGAGGAUGUUUUUCCUCAUAAUUUGAUGGCCAAAUAAUCAUUAGACACUCCCAUUAUUAGUGUGGUUUGUUGAAUUUCAAAUAUCCAUGUAAGGCUGAAACGAUGCAGUCGUUGUUUUCCCACAGACGAUCAACCAUGGCUCCUGCAGCCAACAGCAACACAACUCAACAGUCUCGUUUACAAGACAUAAUUUUUCUUUUGCAUAACAAACGAGAAUCUUUGGCUGCUAGCCGAUCUCGACUUAGUUUGACCAGCAGGCAGAUUCAAGACAUCUGUUCUGCGCUCUAUUCUUCCUCUCUUCAUUCUCAGAAUACUGAAUCUUCGUCCCUCCACAAUUUGUUAUCCAAUGUUAAAGCCAUCAAAAUUGUUCCAGAGCCUGCCAGUAGUUCUUUGCUCUUAAACGAAACAAUUAAUUUGUCCCCGUUUCACCAAUUAACUCAUUUGGAAGUUAGAAAUGUCCCCAUUUUGCAUGUCAUCCACCUGUCACAACUACGGUCACAACUUCAUCAUUUGGUCCUCUAUGCCUGUCUCGAUUCCCUGGAUGAAGUAUUACAAGGAUGUGGAGGUGACAAGUGCUCUGACACUUUUCUCUGGUCAGAGUUGCAUUCUCUGCAUGUGACAAGCUGUCAGACGAUUGACCUUGGAACUGGACUUCAAUUAGCCCCAUGGCUUAAAACUCUUAAUUUGACUUUCAAUGAGUUGACUGACAAUUCCAUACAGUCCCUUUCAACUUUAUUGACUCUUCAUAGUCUCACAUUAGACUUCAACAGCCUUCAAAGAAUCCCUGUUUUAGCUCCAAGUGCUAGGACUACAUUGAAAGUAUUACGACUCAGACAGAACCAGCUGGACAGUCUAAGAGGAGUGGAGCAGUUGGUUUCUUUGGAAGAAUUGGACGUCGCCUACAAUUGUAUUUCUAGCGGGGAAGCAUUAUCAGCUUUAUCCUCCUUGACCCAUUUGAUCAAACUCAGUUUAGAGUUUAAUCCAAUCAGUUAUGUCAAAGAUUAUCGACAAGUGGUUUUACGGCGCGUUUCAUCGGGGAUAAACCGGAAAAAGUUUCGACUUGAUGAACAGCCAUUAAGUUCCAUCGACAAAGAUGCUGUGGGAACGAUGGCGGCCUUGUAUUCAAUCCAACCCGAGUUGAGCGGAUCGUGGAGCACUUCUCGACUCUUUCAGCAACAACAAACGACGGUGGUGAUCUCGUCGGUCGAUGACGCGAUGGAAGAAAACGCCCAACAAUCUCUAAACCCCGACGGCAGCGAAAUCCACAAAUCGCUGUCGAAUUCAGAAAGACUGCGGCCUUCUCCCUCAUCUGUCAAAGUAUCAAAUUCUUCAUGCGUUACUCCAAAUAACGCCUUGUCAUUGUCGGCGGUGAAACGUCGCAAAGCCAGCCGAAUGAGAGAAGUUGAAAUUGCUGAUCCCCAAAUCGUUCCGCAUCCCGAUGCAUUCCUGAAACCUGAUCAAAACCCUGUGGUGUCGACUGCCGAGACCCUGACGACGUCAUCAGAACAACCGCCCCCAUCGAGUGACUCGAGACAUUUGACGACCAAGCAGCGAGUUGAAGAACUACGCCGAGUUUUUGGUCAAGAAAACUGGCUGACUAGUCAAGCGGGAAAUGAAGUUCGGUUGCUUCUUGGCUGGCAAGAAACAGAAACGCAGCUAAAGCAGACGACUAAUAAUGGAGGCAUGGAGGCGAAAUCUCCAGUCAAAGAAGAAACCGCCGAGUCUUUGGGAAAAGAUGACGCCAUUGUUGUACUGGAAUCUGAAAGCGGUUUGAACAUGUCUGCCGAAGACGACAACUGUAUUGUCGUCAGCCAGGACGAUUCCAACGACGAAGAAACGGAUGAUUUACAUAUCUUUGUUGUCCAGCGUCAAAUCAAUGCUGAAUGCCAAGAGGAGAGAUUGAUGACCGUCUCGGCUGGUUAUCUGUGCGAAAAAGAUUCGCUAAGUGGCCAGACACUUUCCUGCUGGAAACGUUCCAGUCUUCAAAGCAUGACGGUUCUCCAGCAAUCAAAUACAUCCCGCCCAAUCGUUCGGGUUCAACUGACUUUUUAUUCAGCUUUUCGCAAUAGUAGCGAGCCCAUCUACGACAUGGAACAAGACGAUUUUAAUGAGCUGGAAAAGAUUUUCGCUAGCUGCUCAGGGUCAUCGGCAAAAGUUGCCAAUCCGGAGAAAGAGGAUCGAUUAUUGAGAGACGAUAUGAGCUGCAUGAAAUGCGAUCGCAAAUUCCCUUUGAUUCGAGCGGCUAUCCGGCUGCGAAGUUCUACAGUUUCUUCUCCUCUUUUGAAAGGUCAACUGGAAGAAUAUUCUGUCUGCCCCUACUGCUCAAGUGACAUGGUAUUCGCCUUGGAACAACAGCAGCAGCAGCAAAAACCAGUUGCAGUUCCUAAUAAUGAAAUGUCUGGGUCUGAAUCAACGUCUUCCUCGAGUAAUCAUUCGGGCAGUGACGUCAUCGUGGCAUCCAAUGAACCUUAUUCGCCCGCCAUCAGCGGUGAGGAGGCUUCCGACACUUCGGAAGAAGGAAGUGUCGAGGUGGUUAUGGAUAAAGUCAUGCGACUCGCUUCUAUGACCGAGUAUUCCGUUUCUCCGUUCAAUAUCAACGGUGCAAACUUCAACACAAAGUCAACUGGUAAAUCCCUGUCGUCGCGCUCGCACAGCAGCAAGAGCAGCAGUCAAGCAAGUCACAAAAAUGGUUCUUCGGCAGUUCGAUCUAAUUCGUCUGUCCGCUCGAGCUCAUCCUCGGUCCCUCCCUUUACAUAUUCUUACGCCGACUUUUCUCAGGUGGAUCAUCGGUUGAGACUUUACUGCGAAAUGUUCUUGUUGGGCCACCAAACGGAAGAAUUUCAUGGCCUCAUCAAGGUUGAGUUGGUUACGAUGAAUGCCAUCCCGGCGGAUGAGGAACUCACUCCAUUUCCUGCCCUUUUGGUUGUAACCAGUCAUAAAGUUUACUUCCUUCGGAUUACAGGAUCACCCAGCAGUGAGCAGCCAGAAAAGUGGCUCAAUUUGGAAACAAGUUACCCGCUUAAUCAACUAGUUAACAUGUUGAUCGUCAUCGGUAACCAAGGUGUUGUUCUCAAGUUCGGAACGAGUUGGUCUCACCUCAUUUUGCUUCGUGAUCAAAGACGAACCAAGAACGUGACUCACUUUCUCACUGAUAUUCUUGAGAAAUCCGGAUUGACUGUUCCGCCCUUACGGACGGAUCUCAUGGCGGAUCAAUGGCUGGCAUUGGAUGGACUCGUCAGAGGAGAUCAGGACACUGUUUCGACGGGAUCUGCGGAUGACGGUGAAACGGACGGUGUUGUAGGAUCUACGAGGACGAGUACUCGAUUCAUGCCGGAUAGCAAUUCUCGCGUCUUCCUCUUUUGUGUAAACUGCCGGGUCGAAUGGGGCAAUAGUAAGCAGCAACAAAAUCACCAGCAAACGGCCAGUUAUAGCAACACAGCCUUGAUGGUCACAAGUGAUCGUAUGGCAUUAGUACGUGGUGAUCCUCGUUGGCUGAUGAGCCAUCAAGUUCAGUUUCGAACGUGGGGGGUAUCACUUCUCAGCCUUCAGCAACUUGUCAAUCUCGUCUCUUUGGAAAGCUUUGUGAGCAAGCCGGAACAAAUCCGAUGUUAUUUUCUCGAUGAAGCAUCGGGUAUGGAAGAGAAAUGGACUGUUUCUUUGGCUACCAGAGAAGCGGUUGAUCAACUGAUUGAAGCUGUACGAUAUCCUUGGGAAGCCGUCUUCUCCGUUGAGCUGGAAAUCAACGAGCUCGACGAAUAACAUCAUGUAAUAUCCCCCUCUCCAUUAGACUUAUUGUUUUUCUUUAUUGUUACUUUGCUGUACACGAAUUCUGUGCGAAGUGCAAUUAUUUUGUUUCAAACGUGAGCCUUUUCAACUUCUAAUUCAUUACACAAUGUGCAUUCAGAUAAUAAGCAAUUUAUAACAAAACUAUUA